Mizuhopecten yessoensis (Yesso scallop) is the source of this 1021-nucleotide messenger RNA. Its product is annotated as glutathione S-transferase theta-1-like. The transcript is spliced from 4 exons. Gene Ontology annotation, cellular component: cytoplasm. The record is from RefSeq and is a predicted model, not a curated record. Gene Ontology annotation, biological process: glutathione metabolic process. NCBI's taxonomy places the organism in Eukaryota, Metazoa, Mollusca, Bivalvia, Pectinida, Pectinidae. Gene Ontology annotation, molecular function: glutathione transferase activity. Bases 173 to 874 code for a protein of 233 amino acids.
AAUAGCACUGGACUACAACACCUAUAUCACACGUCAACGAGAUACAGUGUUUGAAAAGUAAACGAAGAUAUAAGAACGCAUUCAAGCUGACCAUACCAUUCCCAGAUUGCAGGGGUGAAUCGAUCAAAUAUACCUGCCGAAACUACAGAUACUCCGAGUAUACACUACUACCAUGGUGUUGACAUUUUACUAUGACUUGUUAUCACAGCCAUGCAGAGCUGUCUACAUCUUUAUGAAAAUGAACAACAUCCCAUUUGAGACCAAAACGAUUAAUUUACUGCGAGGUGAGAACUCCAGUGAAGAGUUCAGGAAAGUUAGCUGCAUUGGUCGCCUUCCAGUCAUUGAUGAUGGAGGAUUUAUUCUCACUGAAUGUGUAGCCAUCCUGAAGUACCUGGCUGUGAAACACAACGUACCUGACCACUGGUACCCUCGGACUGACCUCAAGGCUCAGGCCAGAAUAGACGAGUACAUGAAUUAUCAGCACAUCAGCACGAGAACCAACAUGGCUAUGCUCUUUCAAAAUCUAGCAAUCAUACCAAAGACGAUGAGCAGACCAGUCGACCGGAAGAAGGUUGAAAGGUUCAGAAAUGGUGUUGAACUUGCCAUCAGCCAUAUAGAUAAGUACUUCCUAAAGGACAGCCGGCCAUAUUUUGCUGGAGACAACAUCUCGCUGGCAGAUCUCGUCGGGAUAUGCGAGAUGAUGCAGCUAUAUGCCUGUUGUGAGGAAAGAAUUAUCGAGUCAAAUCCAAAUGUGAAAGCUUGGCUUGAGCGCGUCAAACCAAACCUAGCUCCAUAUUUUGAUGAAGCUUCUGUUAGAGUGUGGAAAUUGCGGGAGAAUUUCAUUAAAACAGCUCCAAACCAUCCUAAAUUAUAAACGUUUCUUGGCGUCAAAUUUACCUCGCUUUAACCAGAUAUUACAGAUAACCGAUUGGAAGACAAGUUGAGUUUUGGGUGAAAUAUGAAAACUCUUUUAAGCUCACCUGGUCCAAUUGAUAAAUGGUGCGUCUGGCCCCCCUGGGGG